Molecule: messenger RNA, 9665 nt
Organism: Biomphalaria glabrata
Lineage: Eukaryota; Metazoa; Mollusca; Gastropoda; Planorbidae
Product: junctophilin-1-like
Exons: 7
Coding region: 727-3189 (820 amino acids)
Cellular component (GO): junctional membrane complex; endoplasmic reticulum membrane; plasma membrane
Source: RefSeq, a predicted model, not a curated record
CUCUAGUCUGGCCACCGAAUGUCCGUGGCGCGUGCCUCUCUCCCGGAGAUUACACCGCUGUUUGAUGUUUUUUUUUAAAUGUGUGUGUUAUGCGUGCGUUUCGUGUUAUUUUGAAACAUAAUGUGCUUUGUCUAAUGACCGCAGUGUUCCCGGUUAACACUUCUCUUGUCAUUUUGGAUGUUUAGUACUUAUUCGCGAUCCCCGUUAGGGGUCUGGACCACCACCACCCCCCCCUCCUCCUCUCAGCUGUGUUACUGUGUCAUUUCAUCGGACUUAGCUGUGCCUGUGCGCGCGUUGCGAGGGUGUGUACAUGGAUUGUUCUCCAGGAUUCCACAACAUCAGCAAGUGAAGUACGCAAGCGCUGACCCAUGGGACGGCUCUUUUCCUCAAGGCAUUUGAUUUCGUAGCUCAAAAAGAACACAAUGACCUCAUGGACAUAUUAUCUGUAUACUGGUCUCAGCAACGACUCAACAUAAUGAGCAGGAACAAACAGGGCUCGCUGUACGCCUCCUUCGACUUUGAGAAGGUCUAAUAUAAAAAAAGGCUGAAUAUCAUAUCGGGGUAUAUCAAAGGGAGAACAUAACUUCGAACUGUAAAUUUUCUUUUUAUGCAUUGCAGUUGCGUGCCCUUUCAUUUCUUUUGUUCCUAUUACUUUCGUGGAGCACCCAAUGAAAUCCUUCCAGUCGGUUCCCAUGACGUCAUGUUCAACGUGACCAGACCGGACCAAUGACAUCCGGUGGAGGGAGAUUCGAUUUCGACGAUGGCGGCACCUACUGCGGUGGAUGGGAGGACGGCAAGGCCCACGGCAACGGCGUGUGCACCGGGCCGAAGGGUCAGGGAGAGUACGCCGGAGCCUGGCAGUACGGGUUCGAGGUGUCUGGAGUUUACACUUGGCCCAGCGGCAACGCCUACAAGGGGCAGUGGUUCCAGGGCAAGCGGCAUGGCCUAGGGGUGGAAAACAAAGGGAGGUGGAUAUACAAGGGAGAAUGGACGCAAGGGUUCAAAGGUCGAUACGGCGUCAGGGCGAGCACUACCUCCGGAGCAAGGUACGAAGGCACAUGGACUACCGGGCUGCAGGAUGGAUACGGAUGUGAAAGCUAUGCUGAUGGCGACCACGGUGCUUUGGGUACAUAUCAAGGACAAUGGUACCGAGGAACCAGACACGGCUAUGGUGUCCGCCAGAGUGUUCCCUAUGGACUGGCCUCCCACUACCGACCCAAGGCCAUGCGGGCGUCCUUGACCUCCCUGCGCUCCGAAAACGAAGACGAGCUGGUGGUCAAGUCCCGCGACAAGAAGCUGGACGAGAGCAGGGGCGGCUUCGUCCUGAAGGCCAAGUCGGACGAGACGCCCCCCACACGGCGGCGCUCCAUCUUCGACAAGCAAGGGCGCUCCAGCCUGAGGAAGACGCUUAUGUCCGGGCUGAAGUUGAAGAAGCAAAAGAGCACGGGCGACAUCAACGACUCCCCGAAGCGCCAGACCGGCUCCGUGCGCUCCACCAUCUCCAACAUUAGCCACGUCAGCGCUGACUCGAGCCAAUCGGGCGUGACCACGGCCUCGGUGUACACGGAUAGCAACCUGAGCUUCGUCAGCCAGGACGACAUCACGGACGUCAAUGUGGUCGAGACGUACAUGGGCGAGUGGAAGAACGACAAGCGGUCGGGUUUCGGGAUCAGCGAGCGCUCGGACGGACUCAAGUACGAAGGGGAGUGGUACAACAACCGGAAGUACGGAUACGGCGUCACCACUUUCAAAGAUGGAACCCGGGAAGAGGGCAAAUACAAAAACAAUGUGCUCAUCUCUUCUGGCAAAAAGAAUAAAUUGUUUCUCAUAAGAACUUCGAAGUUGCGGGAAAGGGUAGACAACGCUGUUCUAUCGGCCCAGAGGGCUGGCCAGAUCGCGCUUCAGAAGGCGGACAUAGCUAUAACAAGGAUGGCCAAUGCAAGGGCAAAAGCAGAAGCAGCCGAUCAAGCAGCAGAACGCGCCCAGAAAGACAGCGAUCUAGCCAGAUUGAAAGCCAAGGAGUAUGCUCCGGAGUUUCACCAGCCAGGUACAGAUAUCAUGCGCAAGCAACUGGAAAAUAAUGAUAUGGAGUACGAUUUUAGUCACGUGACAGGUCUGGCCAAUCACCAGCCUUUCAGGUCAAAAUCCCUCAACUCACCACAUGCACAGCCCAACUUUGAGGGGCAGGACCCCAGUGGGUUGACAGCUCUCACAGCUCUCCAUGGUGAACCAGGGGGCCACCGUUUGCCCAAUGAUUACGGCAACCACCCACAACUACUUAACAUUAUGCCAGGCGGGCCUGGGGGUGGGGGUGAGCAGAAUCAAGCCCUAAACGUCAAUCUUCAUUCUCGCAGUCCCUCCUUGAAAGUGCGCAGAUACAGCUUCCUGGCUGGGUCUCGUAGAGGGAGGGGCUUCAGCGAAAUCUUCAACUCCACCAUUCUCAAUGACCACUUUGAUCAGUAUGCAGCAGCGGACAGUGGCAUCGGUGGCGACAGUCUAGGCACACUGCCCAAUAACUCUAGCACCAACCACCAUGGCAACAACCCUCACAGCUAUAGCAACCACAACCCACGCCAGCGCCAGCCCUCCACUAAUCCCUCACCCGAUUCAGGAGUCUCAGACACAAUGGAAGAUGACACCAGCAAGAUUCGCUCCCUGCAACGGAGACGCACAAUGCCAUGCAUUGUGGAUGAUGCAAACACCGCUAGAAAUAUAGAGUUGGCUACAGCCAAGCAGAAACUCUCUGAGCUGGAGACAGCUCGUAGCAAUGAUAACCUCACUAGUAAAAACACUGACACAUUCAUUAUAGAAAAUGGAAUUAGAAAGAGAAUCCAGGCAGAAGUCCAUUCGAAAUCUAACAAAGAGACAAUGCAACUGCCAAAAGAAUACAGAAUUGUGCCAGCCUCUGACAAGCUCCCAGGAAGCGGGCUUGACAAAAGGGGCAGUCUUCCAGAUCUGAAAAAUGUCUCCACUUUCAAGCCCAUGUCUAGACGAGAAGCUUAUCAGCUAGGUACUGCCAGAAGGGAAGAGAUUCGACGUCUGCAAGAACUAGCAGAAAGGAGGCGACAAGGAGACAUGUCUGUUAUAUUAGGAGAUGUUAGGGACUGGUGCCAAGAAAGACAACUCCUAGUGUUAGUAAUUGCUCUCAAUUUGAGUUUAGCAACAAUGUUUUUUAAUCUCCUGUCAUGAAAGAUCAACAUUGCCAGAAAGCUUGUAUUUUGUUCAGACUUAACCCUAGCUUCUUCCUGCCCGCCAGACUCAGAUUUAGGUAUGGCAUCAACCCACGGCUGGCUUCCUGAACCCCUGUGAGGAACAGCCACUCAGAAGCUGUGCUGCAAGUUUUGAGGAUUUGACCGCUACAAAGCCUACAGAGAAAGGUUACCGAUUGGACGACUAAUUCCUGAGGAGAUAAAAAUGAAAUAAACACACAUUAUAUUUGGAUGCGAAUGUAAAAAGCAUGAAAGACCUUUUUCAUAGAAUGCACCAGAAUUUAAAAAAGUGUUUUUAUCCCCUUCCCCAUUUUUCCUUAAAAAUUUCAAUUUAAUGAGUAUUCAAGUGUUAUAUAGGUAUGUGUUAAAAUGUUGAAAAUUAAUGAAAAAAUUAUUAAGGGUCUAUCUAUAACAAUCUCCAAUUUAUUUUUAUUUUUUUUAUUUAUACUUUGAUACCAAUAGGAGAAAAAAGCUAAAUAUCUGGAAAAUGAUAAAAUAUCUGAGAUAAAUUACAAAUGUUAGCAGUUUAUGAGUAUCAAGUGAAUUUUGCUAAUUUCACUAGACUUCAUUCUUAACAGAAUAUUUAUUGUCAUUUGUUAUUGUUGACUAGGCUUACAGUUCUUAAAAAUAAAGACAAAUAUCUCAGUUUUUGCUUAGCUUAUUUUGGAAUAUUUUCUGAUUAGGUUUUAAAAUACUCUUUUUUUCCCUAAGGAAGCGUCUUAUUCUAAGCAACCUAAAGAGCAAAGAUAAAGAAAAAAAAUACUUGUGUAACGUUUCGAGCUUUCGAAAUCAUGAGUGGUUUAUAUAGUUUUCUUUGCCGAAAACUAUAUUUGUGCAUAUUUGUAAGGCCAGCUCUUCUGUAUCACACAUUAUAAUCAAAUGCAUAACCCCUUAGAUAGUAGAAAUCUUUUUUUUUAAUUUUUCUUUCUUGCAUUGCUAUAUUACAAAUUAAAAAAAAAUUAUUUACCUAAAACAAGGGGGAAAAAAAGAGACAUUUUUUUUAAAUUAUUAAAUGGCCAUAAUGGAAAAAUUUAUUAAAAAGCAUCUUUUUUUUUUCAUGUUAAAGGUCUUGUUUUGCUGGGAUGUCCUUGCUAAAAAUACUUUAAAAAUGUGUAAUUCAUUGUGAAAGUUUUAAAAGGACUAUCAACACAUUUUUAUGAGAUGAAUUAAGUAUGCAGACUAUUCCAACACUGAACACGACAGGACAAUUGUGUUAAUAGACAUGAGCUGUCUCUACGUUGGACAUUUUGCUAAAUUGAAUAUUUUAUUGCAUUCAUCCUCAGCUUGUCUUUCUUUGAUGGUUAGAUAUUUUUUUUUCAGAACUUUUUCUUACGGCUUUUGACCCAUAAAUCAUUCAGAGGUACACCCAGUCUGACUCUUUCACCUUAUGUUUUAAAAAUUGAAGAAAUACUAUACCCAAAAAAAUAUAAAAAAAAGAUUUGUGAUAUUAUUUAUUUCUUUUGGAAAUCACCUUUUUAUUACACCCAUGCCACAUUUAAAACCAACUUUAGGUCAUAUAAAUAUUUAUAUUUAUAUAAUAUAUCUUUUUGGUUUACAACAUUAAUGAUUUGGUCAUAUUUUUAAACACAUGUACAUUUGAUAUGUCUUGAUUUUUUUUUAAAAUUCUUUAUGAACCUAAUUAAGUAGUAUGCUUGUCCAUGUUGAUUGUGUAUUCAAUUAGUUUUAGCAUGAGAGAUGCCACUAAAAGAAUUUGUGUGUAAAGGUUUGCCUCAAAGUUGUGAUACAAAAAAAGUGCCUCUGAUAUCAUUCUACUUUUUUCUUCAGUAGGCUUUUUAUUAUUUUUUUUCUAAUUAAAUAAUAAUUCCACUGCAUCUUAAUGUUUUUCAAUUCAAUCCUAACACUUACAAACCAAACAGUUUGAGAGUAAAGGUUAGGGUAAUGUUCCAUAUAGACUUAUGGUCAGGAUAGUUCUAAAUGAAAAGAAAAGGAAGUAGAUGGUCUGACAGAAAGUAAGCACAGUUUGAGAUAAAGGCUGGAAAUUCUGCAAAACCUCAAUGUCAAAAAAAAAUGGCGUUUUUUUUUUUUGUAGGAGGGGGGAGAAUAAAAAUGAUGACUAGACUGCAUUAUAAUAUUAUAGCAAUAUAGAAUAUUUUAAAAUAUUUUUUUUUCUAUACACUUUCGACAAAUGUUAUAUUACCGUACCUUUUUUUUUUUUCAAAAUCAUUUUUUUCCCUUGAAUAUUCACUAUUUUUUAAACAUUUUUCCAUACUAGAUAAUAUUAAUGCUAAAUUCAUUGGUUUUGAAUAAUUCUGCAAUUUAUUUAUAUUUUAUUCUUGCAUGCAAUGUGCAUGCUAGUUAUUGUUACCUUUUGUUGCAAGGUUAUUUCCCUUUGUCAUGGUUGUCAUAUACAACUUGUAAUUAUGACUUGAGGUUAGUUAUAGAUUGACCAAUGAAAUCAGGUAUUUCCUUGGCCAGGUUCUGCUUCUCAAUACUAAAAUUUUUUUUUCUCUCAUUAACUGAAAUAAUUUCAAAGUAAUAGAAUAAUUUCAAACUAUUUAAAUUUAUUAUUAUUAAAAUAUUUGGAUGAUAUUGGAAAAAACUGGAAUGCAAGAAAUAACAAAUGUAGGCCUGUUAUGUAGCCAGUAUAUUAAACCUAAUAUUAAUUUGCAUACGCAUCAUUUUUUAAUGCAUUUUUUUUUUAACAUUCUAAUAACAGUUCAUUAAUGUAAAGGUCUAGAAAAGUAGACUAUUCAAUACAAUUUAAAUUCUUGUAACAAGAGGAUAUCUUUUGCUGUUUUCCUUACAAUUCUUAGGAAGAUCAAAAUGAUUGUUUUGAAGUUUAACGAGCACUUCAAAAUUCACUUGGUCUAAUAAAAUGUAUUUUACACACAAGGAACUAGAUCUAAAUAAUACUAUAUUAUCUAUUAAACAAUGUAGAAUUUGAAUGAAACAUAGUUGCCAAGUACAGAAGAAAAUGUACUUUUCAUAGAUCAGUUUCUUCAACCCUUUCUAUUAUUAAAAAAAAAUAUUGUGCCAAUAGUAUUUACUGUUACUAUUAACAUACUUUUGUUUUAAAUAAGCCACACUAACAGACUCCUAAUUUCAUAAUUACACCAUAGGCCUGCAAUCAUUUGGCUUAUGUACAAAAUCCCUGUGAUGUGAUAGUUGACUUUAUUAUGUACGCCACAUUAGAAGAAGACAAGUUAAGCUGUUGAAACAACAGUUUCGAAAUGUAAUAAGUUUGAAAAACUGUCAUGCCUCAUUCAAUUUUUUAAUUAAUACUAAAAUGACAUGAUUGACUAAUGUCUUAUAAAUCAGUUCGUAAUGAAAUAGUCUAUAAAAUUAUAAACACCAAUUUAUUUUCUUGUGUGAAUGGAGUUUAAUCAAUUCAAUCAUUUUUAUUUCUAUUUUUUGUUUUGUUUCUGGAAUUUUAAGGCCUUAAAAAGCAACACUUUUAUUGCAUUCAUUCAUUUGAUUUAUCCUCAAUACAAAAUGGAAACACUUUAAAAUGGUUUCUCUUCUUCAUUCACAAAAUUUCAUGUGAUUUUUUAAAAAUUAUGUGAUAUUUGUAUCUGAUCCUGAAAAAUUCUAUAUUUCUUCCACAUCUUUUAUAAAAAAUUUAUCUUGGAUUGUGUUAUUGAAGAGUGAGAUUUUCAGUGGUAAUUUGAUUUUGUGUAUGUAAAUACUUUUUUCUAAAGAAAACAUUUACACUUUUAAACACAUUAUUUUAGCUGUUUUGGAAUCUAUUGUUAAAACUAUAUUUUAAGAUGAGUGAUUUAAAAAUGAGUUGCUGGUUUCGCUGUUGUCAGCAUUCUACAAAUAAAAAAAACGAAACAAGUAAUCUUGUUUUGUUAAACCUUGGCUCUGCAGGAGUGCUUAUAUUCCUGGUUUCUAGUUUGACCUUGUACAUACAAGCAUCAUAUAUUACUCAAAUUUUUUUUUCUAGUCUUUUACAAUAAUGUCAAAGACAAGAUGCCAAUAUGAAAGAUGUUACAACAUAGCAUUGUUACAUUGUACAUUUCUUUGGUGAAUUUUUUCAGAAUGAGUGUACACUUUUUUUUUCUUUUUGUCAAAAACACAUCAUUUUUUAAUGCUAUCAUCAACUGUAGUAAUUUUUUUUAUAACUUUUAAUUAAAUUAACAACUGAAAUGGAUUUAUAGCAUGUUGAAGAGCUCCCCACCAGCACCUAUAUAUAUUUAUAUAUAUAUAUUUACAUACUAUGAAUUUUUAAAAGUUCAUUUUUAUUUUCCUUUCCAAAGAUUUUGUUUCAUUUUUUCUCUUAGUCUAAAUGAAUCAUGUACACAUCUUUGUGUGUGACUUAGAAAGGAUAUUUUUUCAAUGCUGGUUGAAUAUUUUAAUGGCCAGGCAACAUGUUGUCAUUGUUAUAGCUCAUUUAACAUGAUUAGGAAGACUCAAAGAAUUUGACCCAAUGAUACGUUGUAUCAUUUCUUUUAUUUAUGUGUGUGUGUGGUUUGAGCAAUAAUAUUAGUUGUCUUCACAUCAAGAGUUCCUAUUUGCUUUCUAGGCUUUGCUCUGUCACCAGUGCUUAGAGGUCUCAAUAGAUAUAGGAGCCAUACAUUAUUACAAGAUAGAAUUAGUUUUUGUUUUAUGUGAUGAAAAAAAUUGUUAUUUAAGACUCAGUUCGUAUGUAAGCUGAGCAAAAAAAAACAAAAACAAGUCAAGGCUUAAACUUUCUUAUUAACUCUUUCUCUCUGUAAUUAUUUUCCAGGUUCCGAUGGAAUUAUUCAUUUCGCUCAUUAGUAUUUCACUAUCCUGUUAUGAUUAAGCUUCAAUAACGUUUUUGGUUUGUCAUCAGAAAAUGUUUUAUUUGGUAUAGCUUUAAAAGGAAAUGCAUACUCUUUUUAUAUAACACAAAGUAUAAUUUAUAAAUAUAAAAUCAAGCAUUAAUUUAAUUUAAAGAGGUCAAAACAAAGAUAGUAUUGUCAAUAAGGAGAGAAAGAGUUAAAUCUUUAGGUUCAACUCAAAAACUUUUUAGGAAAUAACUUUCAUAAAACAUUUAAAUCAACAAAACUAAGAUAAAAUCUGAUAAUAAUAUAUAAUAAAUAAAGUACUGAACAAGUCUUAAACAGAAGAAUAAAACAAAAAACAGACCAGCAAAUAUGUGUAAAACAAGUAAUUUGGAUGGCUACCUAGUUAUGAGGUUUGCAGUCUGGACUGUCCUCUAGGUGAUCCUGGGUUCAAACCCUGCCCACUGCCAUCCCUAAGGAUAGGAUGUAACAAUUUGUAAAGAGCAACCAAAACGUAAAACAAACAAUGACCAAAUGACUGGUGCUGUAGCCAGACAGCUAUUCGUAAAGAGUAGUAGGCCAACAUUUCUGAAUUCAUGGUUUAAGUACAUCAACCUAACCAACUUUUAAUUUAAUCCAAACCACAGACUAUACAUCAAUGGCAUAAAAGCAAUGCCUGGUGAAAGUCACAACUACUUGAUACCAAUAGUAACAUUGAAAUCUGCUCAGACGUUUGAUAACCUGUAUUCUAAAUCUUUUUUUUACACACUUAUGGUCAGCUAUUCAUUCAUAUGCAGACGAGGCAACAACUUCAUGAUAAUAAAAAAAAUCAAUUGAAAUAGACAUUACUAUGUAGAUAAAUAAAAGAGUCUGCUUGAUAUAUUCUAUUGACAUGUAGUAAUCUAUUCCUCCUUUCCCAUUUGUUCAUUUUACACAUCUUAUAAUCUACCUUUUAAAACUUGCAAUACUAUAGUUCCUUUUUUUUUUUAAUGAGAUAUACAAAUGAAAGUAAUUAUGACCUGACAUGCAAAUGUGUGACUGUAAAUGUUACAUGGUGGAAAAAAUUCAACUUUCUGUAACAAAUUGGAGAAGAACAACAAUGGUUCAAGUUGAGAAAACAAAAUCUAGGAACAGCUUUGAAUUAAAAAUGCAGUAUACAAUAUGCACCAAAUGAUAUUUUUUCUCUCUAGGAUGAUUGCUGAAGAACACUAAUAUCUUGAAGUACUAGAACACCAAGGCUAGUGCACCAGAAAGAAGAACUGAGUAUAAGAAAUGCUCUCAUUAGUGUCACUGAUCAGUUAUGAUGAGAUAGCUACUAGAGCUAAACAGGUUCAAAGAGGCCAAACAGUUAAGUUUGCAUCAUUUGAACCAUAAAACUCAAGUUUAUUCCCAUGUAACCUUAUUUCAAUUUUAUUUCUGGUUAUUUUAGUGCAGCAUGUACCUCUGCUCUAGUUUAGUCUUUAUUUAUUAAAGACUUGUUAUUUAUUGAUGUCAUUUUUAAACAGAUCUAUUUGUUCUUCAGAUCACUUUACUAUUGUUCAGACACACUUUCAAGAUCCCUAUUGUUUUUGUUUUUUUUAACCCCCCCCCCCUCUUCUCAGCUUUAUCUUUUGCUCAUCUCCCCCCCCCCCCCCCCAUUUUAUAUUGAAGUAAUUUGUUUGUCUGACUGGGUGGACGCCCAGGAUUUAUGUACUCAUGACAACAGCUAUUGAAGAAUAAAUUUUUUUGUUUCCCUUUUGCCACAUUU